Messenger RNA from Papaver somniferum (opium poppy), 8013 nucleotides. Its product is annotated as protein NETWORKED 1D-like. Gene Ontology annotation, molecular function: actin filament binding. The record is from RefSeq and is a predicted model, not a curated record. NCBI's taxonomy places the organism in Eukaryota, Viridiplantae, Streptophyta, Magnoliopsida, Ranunculales, Papaveraceae. The transcript has 5 exons. The coding region runs from base 512 to 7750 and encodes 2412 amino acids. Gene Ontology annotation, cellular component: plasma membrane.
UUAUCUUGUGUGCUGACUGCUUGUUGAGAACCAUUGUUGAAUCUUGAGAUUAAGGCUUGCUGGCUUGGAUUAUUUUAUUUCUUCCUCAUCAUGGGUUCUUAAACAACUGGCUCGUUGACUAAUUUUAACUUCAAAAGAAUGAUUAUUUGAUUGUUUAUAUGGGAUCACCCAAUAGUUGGCUACUUUGGGUUGCUCCAAUAUGCAUAUAUGCAAUUGCAACUUUUCAUAAUUUCAUUCUUUUGCAACUUAAACAAACAUGCUGUUAGUUUCAUAGUGUCUAUCUACUGGUUUGCCACUAUGGUUCGAUUUCAAGUAUGAAUAGAGCUGUCUUGAUCUUGGGGAUCAUGAGUACGAUAUCAUUUUGGUGUAUAGGUACAAGGAGUAACUACUAAAUUUGGGUGGUUUUUGAAACCUUUAUUUGGUUGUUUUUCUUAAUCGUUCGAUCAAAUUUCAGUGUUUUGUGUAAACAAAAGAAAAGAAGAAGAGAUAUUUUUGGUGUUCUCGUUUAAGCAUGAUGACCUUAAAACGCAAGUACUCAUGGUGGAGUCCAAAGCAUUCAAAAUGGCUUCAGGGAAAUCUUACAGAUAUGGAUGCAAAAGUAACUGUGAUGGCCAAUCUCAUAAAAGAGGAUGCAAAUUAUUUCUCAAGAAGGACAAGGAUGUAUCACAAGAAGCGACCUGAGUUACUGAAACUGGUUGAAGAAUCUUAUCUAGCAUAUCGGGCUCUAGCGGAAAGAUAUGAUAAUGCAAUAGGGGCACUUCACCAGGCUCGUAAGACUACGUUAGAUGUUUUUCCAUACCAAAUUCCCUUCAGUGUUGAUUCAUCUUCCUCUCCUGAUGGUUUGCACAAGGAAGGUUCAGGUCUUUCUCCAUCGCAAUCUCGUUCCGCUGGCAAAAAAAGACCCGGACAGGUAAAACGCAAGUACUCAUGGUGGAGUCCGAAGAAUUCAAAAUGGCUUCAGGAUAAUCUUACAGAUAUGGAUGCAAAAGUAACUGUGAUGAUCAAGCUCAUAAAAGAAGAUUCAAAUCAUUUUUCAAAAAGGCCGAAGAUGUAUUACAUAAAGCGAUCUGAUGAGUUACUGAAACUGGUGGAAGAAUCUUACCGAGCAUAUCUGGCUCUAGGGGAAAGAUAUGAUUAUGCAACAUGGGCACUUCGCCAGGCUCAUAAGACUAUGUUAGAAGCAUUUCCGAGUCAAAUUUCCUUCAAUAAUAAUUCACCUUGCUCGGGCUCUCCUGCUGCUGAAGGGUUUAUACUGCCACAGCCAAUACGUGCAUUUUUGUACCCUGAUGGCUUGCACAAGGAAGGUUCAGGUCUUUCUCCAGCGCAGUCUUGUUCUGCCGGCAUAAAAAGACUCAGACAGGGAAAUUAUCUAUUUGGGUCAGGAGGAGGAGCAGAAGAACAGGCGAAGUUCGCCAAAAGAAAAGUGACGAAGGACCAAAACACUUGUGACAAAGAUAAUGAUCCUAAGGUGCUCACUGAACAAAAGGUCAAACAGCGCAAACAAAAUUCAAAAACUGGUUUAUCUGGACAGAAUAUCAAGACAGGGUUCAUGUCCGAGGAUGAAUUAGUUGGGAAAGUUGAUGAUGUAGUUCUGAAACUAAAGCAACUGAUCGCAAAGUUACAAUCUGGAAAUAAAGCUAGCCUUCAGUACCAAAAGAGUUUGGAAAAAGUAUCUAAUAUGAAAUCCAGAGAACUAAGCGAGCAGGCAAUUAAAGAAGAAAGUGAAUUUGGAACUUUAACACACUCUUUCUCUAAGGCUGGAGCAGGGGUAACCAACUGUUUAGAAUGCUUAGAGAGUUUAUCUGAUCUAGAGACCAAACUUUCACAUUCCCAAGAAGAUGCCGCAGUCCUGAAUGAGCGGGCAAGUAAAUCUGAAACAGAAGUUCAAAUCCUAAAGAAAAACCUCACCAGAUUAGAGGGUGAAAAUGAAGCUGCUAUUCUUCGAGAUAAGCAAUGCUUGGAGAAGAUAUCAAAAUUGGAGACUAAACUCUCUCGUGCUGAGGAUGAAACUAGAAGACAUAUCGAGAGAACCAAAGUUCUUGAUGAAAAAAACUUGUCUUGUACCAUGUCGAUUAAGAAGUUGCAAGAUGAAGUCUUGUGCUUGAAGGAAGCAGAAGAGGCCGGACUACAGAAUGAGCAAGUAUUGGUAGAGCGAGCAAGUAAAGCUGAAGCAGAAGUUCAAAUCCUAAAGCAAGACCUCACCAGAUUAGAGGGUGAAAAUGAAGCUGUAAUUCUUGGACAUAAGCAAUGUUUGGAGAAGAUAUCAAAUUCGGAGACUCAACUCUCUCAUGCGGAGGAUGAAAUUAGAAGACAUAUCGAGAGAACCAAAGUUCUCGAUGAGAAAAACUUGUCUUGUACCAUGUUGAUUAAGAAUUUGCAAGAUGAAGUUUUGUGCUUGAAGGAAGCAAAAGAGGCUGGAGUACUGAAUGAGCAAGUAUUGGUAGAGCGAGCAAGUAAAGCUGAAACUGAAGUUCAAAUCUUAAAGAAGGACCUCACCAGCUUAGAGGGUGAAAAUGAAUCUGCUAUUCUUCAAUAUAAGCAAUGCUUGGAGAAGAUAUCAGAUUUGGAGACUAAACUCUCUCAUGCUGAUGAUGAAACUAGAAGACAUAAUGAGAGAGCCAAAAUCCUUGACGAGGAAAACUUGUCUUGUUCCAUAUUGAUUAAGAAUUUGCAAGAAGAAGUCUUGCUCUUGAAGGAAGCAGAAGAGAGUCUUAAAGAACAAGUUGAGCUUCUUUUGGGAGAAAGAAAUGCUUUUCAGCAAGUGAUAUACUGUCUUAAAGAAGAAAUAAAUGCAUUGAAUGUGCAGUACCAUGGUGUUGUGGAACAAGUAAAGCAUGUUGGGUUGAAACCAGAUUCCGUUGAGUUGUCUGUGACGAGCUUACAACAGGAGAAUUCUGAGAUGAAAGAGCUGUACCAUGAGGCGAAAGAAGAAAAUGCAUCUCUUUUGGCGAAGAUGGAGCAAAUGGAGAAGUUGCUGCAAAAUAAUGCCCAUUUAGAAGCUUCUCUUUCAGAUGUGAAUGCAGAGUUAGAAGAGUUGAGGAGAAAACUAAUGGCAGUGGAAGAAACCAGCAAGUCCCUUCAUCAAAAAGAAUCUAAUCUUGUUGCUGAGAAGGCUGCCCUUGUUUCCCAAGUAGAGAUUUCUACUGAGAAUCUAACAAGACUUGCGGAGAAAAAUAUCUUCCUUGAGAAAUCUCUCUAUGAUGUUAAUGCUGAGCUUGAAGAGUCUCGUACUAAAUCAAAGAACUUGGAAGAAUCUUUUCACUCUCACAAGAAUGAGAGGUUGGGUCUUGUUACCGAAAGGGACACACUGGUUGCCAAGUUAGAAAGCAUGCGUGAAAGGCAAGAAGGUCUCGAGAAACGUUGCACAGAGUUGGGUGAAAAACAUGUGUCUCUGGAGAAUGAGAAAGAGGCAAUACGUCAUGAAGCCACAGAAGUACAGGGCUUACUGGACCAAGAAAUAAAAAUGCACGCAAGUGUUGCUCAGAGCAAUGAGAUCCUUAUAGGUAAUCUUGUUGCUGAGAAGGCUGCCCUUCUUUCCGAAAUAGAGAUUGCUGCUGAGAGUCUUGCAAGUCUUGCGGAGAAAAAUAUCUUCCUUGAAAAAUCUCUCAAAGACGUUAAUGUUGAGCUUGAAGAGUCUAAGACUAAAUCAAAGAGCUUGGAAGAAUCUUUCCACGCUCUCAAGAAUGAGAGUUUGGGUCUUGUUACCGAAAGGGACAUGCUGGUCGCCAAGUUAGAAAGCAUGCGUGAAAAGCUAGAAGGUCUCAAGAAACGUUGCACUGAGUUGGGUGAAAAACAUGUGUCUCUGGAGAAUGAGAAAGAGGCAAUACGUCAUGAAGCCACAGAAGUACAGGGCUUACUGGACCAAGAAAUAAAAAUGCAUGCACAUUUUUCUCAGAGCAAUGAGACCGUCAUAGGUAAUCUUGUUGCUGAGAAGGCCGCCCUUCUUUCCCAAAUAGAGAUUGCUACUGAGACUCUAGCAAGACUUGCGGAGGAAAACAUCGUCCUUGAAAAUUCGCUCAAUGAGGUUAAUGCUGAGUUUGAAGCGUCUAAGACUAAAUCAAAGAACUUGGAAGAAUCUUUCCACUCUCUCAAGAAUGAGAGGUUGGGUCUUGUUACUGAAAGGGACACACUUGUCACCCUGUUAGAAAGCAUGCGUGAAAGGCUGGAAGGUACCGAGAAACGUAGCGCAGAGUUGGCUGAUCUGGAGAAGGAGAAAGAAGCACUACUUCAUGAAGUCACAGAAGUACAGGGCUUACUGGACCAAGAAAAAAAAAUGCAUGCAAGUUUUGCUCAGAGCAAUGAGGUCCGUAUAGGUAAUCUUGUUGCUGAGAAGGCCACUCUUGUUUCCCAAGUAGAGAUUGCUGCUGAGAGUCUAGCAAGACUUGCAGAGAAAAAUGCUUUCCUCGAAAAAUCUCUCGAUGAUGUUAAUGCUGAGUUUGAAGAGUCUAAGACUAAAUCAAAGAGCCUGGAAGAAUCUUUCCACACUCUCAAGAAUGAGAGGUUGGGUCUUGUUACUGAAAGGAACACACUUAUCACCAAGUUAGAAAGCAUGCGGGAAAGGAAGGAAGGUCUUGAGAAAUACAGCGCAGAGGUGGGUGAAAAACAUGUGUAUCUGGAGAAAGAGAACGAGGCACUACUUCAUGAAGUCACGGAAGUACGGGGCUUACUGGACCAAGAAAAAAGAAUGCAUGCAAGUUUUGUUCAGAGCAAUGAGAUCCUUAUAGGUAAUCUUGUUGCUGAAAAGGCUGGCCUUCAUUCCGAAGUAGAGAUUGCUUCUGAGAGUCUUGCAAGACUUGCAGAGAAAAAUGCUUUCCUCGUAAAAUCUCUCGAUGAAGUUAAUGCUGAGCUUGAAGAGUCUAUGACUAAAUCAAAGAGCUUGGAAGAAUCUUUCCACACUCUCAAGAAUGAGAGGUUGGGUCUUGUUACUGAAAGGGACACACUUAUCACCAAGUUAGAAAGCAUGCGGGAAAGGAAGGAAGGUCUCGAGAAAUACAGCGCAGAGGUGGGUGAAAAACAUGUGUAUCUGGAGAAAGAGAACGAGGCACUACUUCAUGAAGUCACGGAAGUACGGGGAUUACUGGACCAAGAAAAAAGAAUGCAAGCAAGUUUUGCUGAGAGCAAUGAGAUCCUCAUAGGUAAUCUUGUUGCUGAGAAGGCCACCCUUGUUUCCCAAGUAGAGAUUGCUGCUGAGAGUCUAGCAAGACUUGCAGAGAAAAAUGCUUUCCUCGAAAAAUCUCUCGAUGGCGUCAAUGCUGAGCUUGAAGAGUCUAGUACUAAAUCAAAGAACUUGGAAGAAUCUUUUCACUCUCUCAAGAAUGAGAGGUUGGGUCUUGUUUCCGAACGGGACACACUUGUCACCAUGUUAGAGAGCAUGCGUGAAAGGCUGGAAGGUCUUGAGCAAUGUUGCACAGAGCUGGGUGAAAAACAUGUGGAUCUGGAGAAGGAGAAAGAGGCACUACUUCAUGAAGUCACUGAAGUACAGGGCUUACUGGACCAAGAAAAAAAAAUGCAUACAAGUUUUGCUCUGAGCAAUGAGAACCUUAUAGGUAAUCUGGAGGACCACAUUCAUAUACUGCAGGAAAAGCAUCGGUUGAUGGAAAAUGUACUCGAAAAAGAAGAGGAUAAAGCUAUGAAAGCUCAGCUGGAGAUCUCCAUCUGGCAGAUAUGUGUCCAAAAUAUCGAAGAGAUGAGUUACUCCCUUUUGGUUGAAUGCCAGAAACACCUUGAAGCAUCCAAGUCAUCUGAGAAGCUUAUCACAGAUUUGGAACAGGAAAAUCUCCAUCAGCAGUUGAAUGUUGAUACUUUGUCGAACCAAGUGGACAAUCUGAAAAUGGGGAUCCGUCAAGUGUUGAAGCUACUUAAAACUAAUGUAGAUUAUGCGUGUCCAGAUAAACCUGAAGAAGAUGAGAGACUUGUUCAUCAUAUUUUGAAGAAGAUUGAAGAUGUUGUUUGUGAGUUAUCCCAAUUACAAGAUGACAAGCAGCAAUUAUUAUCUGAGAAGUUGGUUCUUGUUACUGUUUUUCAACAACUAAUAUGUGAGUUGCGAAACUCAAGCUUACUUUAUCGAGAUGAAAACUCAAAGUUACUUGAAGAAAUCAAAUCUUUGAGAAAUGACUACUCAAACUUGAAGGAAGAAACAUGCAUGCUAGAAGAGGAAAGCAUUUAUCUACUCGAGGAAACCAUGUUUCUGAGCAACCUUUGUUUAGUUCUGAAGAGUUUUGGUGCUGAACUGAAGAGUUUUGGUGCUGAGAAAGUUGCUGAACUUAAAGGGCUUGGAGAAGGUUUGGAAUCCCUAGAAGGAAUAAAUGAUGGUCUCGAGCAGGAAAUUAAAAUGAUACAUGAAGGGAUUAAAAUGGUCGAAGCAGAAAAUUUCAAUCUCAAAGCCGCAGUUGAGAAGUUGGAAAUUGAGCUUAACGCAACAAGGAACCAGAAAGAUAUGGAGCUCAGACCUGUAGAGGUUUGCAACACGGACCUCGAUGAUGAACAUACUGCAGAAUUUGUAAAGCUGAAAGAAAGUCUUUGUGCAUUGGUAGGUGAAAAUAAAGAAAUGAAGUCUGACAUGACAAGAUAUGCACAAGAUAUGGGUCCUCUGGUCGAGAGUAUACAUAAUCUUGAAGAUCUUAUGUUUUCACAUAUAAGCUCCGAUUCAGCAGAUAGUCAGGAGAUUAAGGAUGUGGCGAAGCCUCGACAUGAUAGGAGCUCUCAGCUGAGUGGUGAUCAGACUCUCACAAUGUCAGUUGGAAUCCCUGACUUGCAAGAUCUGCAGAGAAGGGUAAAAGCAUUUGAAAAGGCACUGAUAGAGAUGAAGAGACUCAUUCAACAGGAAAGCAUGGGCGCCAACAAUAAGAUGAGCAAAGCUGUUCAGGUGGAACCCCAAGAAGUGGAACAUAGGGAUGGUAUCAUUGAAGGGAAUGAGCUUGAAACUUCUAGCGGUGCAAAGAAUGUGAUUAUAGUGAAAGACAUUCCACUCGAUCAGGUUGCAUCGUCUUCAUCUUACGAUCACCGACGUGACCUAUAUGCAACUAGCUUAAGAAGAAGCGCUCCAAUUGAUGAGCAACAGCUCGAGUCAUGGGGCAUUGUUGAGAAGGACUGCACCAAUCAUAUGACAGUGAACAAUAACCCAAAAGGGGCAUCUCCUGUGAGGGAAACUGGUAAUAGUGAUUGCCUUCAAGAGCACAACUCUUCAACAAUUUUACAGGAGGAGAAGGAGAUGGUCAUCGACCAUCUAAAGGUCCCCAAGAGAGUUUCAUGGGCACAAGAAGAAGGGAAUACACAGAAAGUCCUGCAAAGACUAGCAUCCUACAAUAUGCAACUAAGCAACCUUAAAGGAACUGUGCAAGGAUUGAGAAAAAAGGUCAAGAAAAUCCCGAAAAGCAGGAGGACAGAAAAUUCCGAAUAUGAUAAGGUGGAAGGGAAGCUACAAGAAGUUGGUGAAGCAAUCACACAGUUGCUUGAUAGCAACAAAAAAUUAAGAAAAAAUCUAGAAGAAACCGUUCCUGUGAAACUUAAUGGAAAGAGUGAGUUAGAGUCGAAAGAAAGCAGAAAUGUCUCAGUGGAAGCACAAAAAAUGUGUGAGAAGAUCCAGUGCCUAGAUUUGGAGGUGCAGAAAAUGCAGAUUGUUCUAAUGAAACUUGACAAUGAACAUGGGGAAGGAACCUCAUCAGAUCCUGCUAGAAGCUCAUCAGCUCCUGCUAGAAGAAAGAGACUUGCACUAAGAGAUCUCCUUUAUAGUGAUAAGGAGAAGCAGUAACCGCAGAAUGAAAGACAGACAGGUCUUGUGCAUGUACGGGACCUUCCAUGUAACGAAACCGAGGUUGGUACAUCUACUGUUGUUUGAUUAUACAACUUGUAAAGACCUCAUCUAUUAGCUUUCCAUUGUAUAUUUUUCUUCCCUUGAUUUACAAUUUUCUGAAAAUUGAAUGUGGUUUAUGUGUAUAGACUAAAGAUGUGUUCCUGGAACAAAAUAAUGCGUAAUUUCUUAAUAAAGCUGUGCAUUUCUGAGAUUGAUGCAAA